Molecule: messenger RNA, 2596 nt
Organism: Amaranthus tricolor (Joseph's coat)
Lineage: Eukaryota; Viridiplantae; Streptophyta; Magnoliopsida; Caryophyllales; Amaranthaceae
Product: late embryogenesis abundant protein
Exons: 2
Coding region: 1314-1928 (204 amino acids)
Biological process (GO): response to water
Source: RefSeq, a predicted model, not a curated record
CACGGGAGGCCAUACAUAACGUCAUAAGGGAAGAAGCAUUAAAUGCAACUUGUGUAAUUAGGCAUAACGUAGCCUUCAACACUUACUAUUCUGGUGCAUCAGAUUUUGGUUGUGCUCAACAACCUCAUAUUCCAAGCUUUAAUUUCUAAAUGCUUGCAUUGAAAUCUCUUCCCAUUUAAACAAGAAAAUGUUCAAGUGUAAUAUUUCUUAUAUUCGGUAGACUUAAGGAAGGAGAAUAAUUAAGUGAGAAUUGAAUUCUGAACUUUUUUCAAAGUUAUAUAUGCUCUCCAACUGAGAUAAGAUUUAAUUCUCAUCAACAGUGUCAAUUGCUGUCUGUACUAUUUUAUAAAAGUGUUUAAGUUAGACAUUGUUCUAUUGACUGGAGCAAGGUCUUAGUUGGUCCGAUUAUUCAGUUUUGACGAAAUCGACCAAUUUUGACCCUUGACCAGCUCUUGUUGAGACCUAAAAGUUAUAUCUUCUCUCCCAAUGAAAUUAAUUCAGGUUAGCGAUUCUUGACUGGUUUGAUUAGUUCCAAGACUACUGCUGUACUAUCUCUAUUCGUCUCAAAAAUUGGUUUAGUUUAUGCAGUAUGCUUGAACCAAAUUUUUGCUUUGAACUAGAUCUAAACUGACCCAUUGAAAUGCCCUCAUAUGUUAAGCCUGGAGGAGAUGUUGAUCACCUAAUGGCUCAUAAUAGACAUGCACCAUAGAGGAAAGUGAUAAGAAUGCAUUAGGGUUGAGUGGCAAAAUGAUAUGCAUCAAAGAGAAUCAAACAGAGGCCCUAGAACAGGUUUCUUGUGCUCGUUUUUUAAUUUGCCUUAUUCGAGAACCAAUCACAAAUGUGAACUAAAACCCACUUUCAAAUUUUAGUAAUUUUAGAUUAUAUAUAAGCCGAGAAAAAAGAUAAAUCAUGUAAGAAUCAAAUAAAUGACUUUUUAUUUUAAAAGUUUUUCUUAUUCUUCCCUUAUCUUUUCAAACCCUAACUUGUGCGGUAUAUUUGAUUGAUGCUUUAACUCGAAACAUUAUAGAAAACAAAAUAUUGGGCAGCCCAAAACAUCGAAAGGACAAGAGCCACACGUCGUACUCCACAAUCAGACACCUGCGAAAACCUUGUUGCAAACGUGUACAUCUAACGUAACUCAUCAAACAGGAUAAGUGUCCUAAACUCUGCUCCAUCCUUUCUCAAUACACCAACACACCACCUCCCUUUCUUACCCAUUUUAUAAUCUCUUUCAUAUAUCAUCAAUCAUCAUCCAUAAAGAAAAUACUGUAUUUGGACAUUUCACUUAUAUUCAUAGAAUCAAAAGAAUAAUAAUGGAAGCACAUUUAAGGGAUUCGCAUGGGCAACCAGUAGAGUUAACAGAUGAGCUUGGUCGUCCUGUUAAGCUAACUGAUGAACAUGGUCAGCCAGUACAUCUUACUGGUGUUGCAUUUCCAUCAUCUGAUACUACCGCACCUGUCCCGGCGCCGUCUUUUGGAACCGGGCAUACGACGCUUGGGGAGGCCAUGGAAGCACCAUCGGCCGUUGGUGGGACCACGACCAUUGGAGAUGUUUUGGAAGGCGGGCAGUAUCAGCCUAGGAGAGGAGAUCAGACUGAGGAGUUGAGUUUUGGUGGUGGUGUAGCAUCUGGAGAGAUUCAACGUAGUGGUUAUUCGAGCUCUGGCUCAUCUGAGGGCGAGGGCUUAGGUGAAGGACAUGAACAUGAAGGUGGGAGGAGGAAGAAGAAAGGAUUUGGAGAAAAGAUAAAGGAGAAGUUGAUGGGAGGGAAGCACAAGGAUACCAAGGAAAAUAAGGAUAUGUAUCAAACUUCGAGCACCACCGUAACCACCACCACUACAACUACACUCGAACAUCACGAGGACGAGCACGAGAAAAAGGGUAUCAUGGACAAGAUCAAAGAAAAAUUGCCCGGCACUGGCCACCACUGAUUACUUUUACCCAUGUGUAUCAUCGUCAUGUUGUGCCUUAACGAAAACUCUUGCUGGGAAAAAACUUGUACAGACUUGGAUGAUUUUGUUUUAGGUUCUGUUUGGGGUUUGUGUGUUGUGCUUCAUGAAUCAUGACAAUUUAAUUAAUUAGGUGUGUUUUUCUUGUCUUGUGUGAACUUGUCCAAGAGGAUUUUGUAUGUUGUAUGCAUGAUGAAUAAUGUUUUGCUUGAUUGUUGAAGUUAUAUUUGUCUGGGCCUUCUUGUAUACUCUCUCACCGUGAGACGAGUUCAUACAAAAGGUUCACCGUGAGACGAGUUCAUACAAAAGGUUCACUAUGUUAAAAGUUAAGGUGUCUCACAGUGAGACUGUCUCAUAAAAAAUAUGUAAUUAUUGUCUGCGUCUGAAUUGUCCGCAUAAGAGAAAGGAGAAAAGAGUCUUAUAAUAAGUUAAGAUCACCCAAAAGAGUAGUCUAGUAGGAAAAGAACUCAUUUGUCUAUAAAUCUGGUACAAUUGCAAGUACAAUUGAUGUGAGAUAUCUUUUGUCAUAUUAAUCGAAUUUAUGUGAGAUAAGUCUUUUGUCAUAUUAAUCGAAUUUAAAAGAAAAGGGAAAGUUAAAGAGAUGUGGUACUAAGAAAAGUGAUAAUUUUUAUUUGGAUUAAUUUGUUAUA